AUGACUAAUAAGUCAUCCUGUUUAGUUUCGGCAAUCUUCUCUGUUCUCCUAGUUCAGCUUCUCUUCUCUCCCUCCAGUUCAUUGCAGCCACUCGCCUUUGACGAUUCAUCAGUCUACGAGACAUUUCUUCAGUGCCUUGAAUCUUACUUAAGCCCACAUGACCAAAUCUCAAACCUCGUCUUCACCUCAACCAAUUCCUCCUACACCUCAGUCUUACAAGCCUACAAGCGGAACGCCAGGUUCAAUUCUGACCUCAAACCUCUAAUCAUCGUCACGCCUACAAGCAUCCCCCACGUCCAGUACGCCGUGCUCUGCACAAGAAGGAUCGGUUACCGGCUGAGAAUCCGCAGCGGCGGCCAUGAUUUCGAGGGGCUUUCCUACGUCUCCGAUUCACCAUUCUUCCUCAUCGACAUGUCCAAUCUGCGUUCGAUUGAGGUCAAUAUCGAGACGAAUUCGGCCUGGGUUCAGUCUGGUGCUAUUCUAGGCGAAGUCUACUACGCAAUCUGGGAAAAGAGUAAAGUUCACGGCUUUCCCGCCGGCGUAUGCCCCACGGUGGCAGUCGGCGGUCACUUCAGCGGCGGUGGGUACGGCAACAUGAUGAGGAAGUUCGGGUUGUCGGUGGACCACAUCGUUGAUGCUCAGAUCGUCGAUGCGAACGGAGACCUUCUCGAUCGGAAAUCCAUGGGGGAAGGCCUCUUCUGGGCGAUCCGCGGUGGCGGCGGAGCCAGUUUUGGCAUCGUCAUUUCUUAUAAGAUCGAGCUUGUCGAGGUCCCAGAAACCGUCACCGUUUUCCAGGUGGAGAGCAAUCCCGAUGAGGGUUUGGCGGAUUUUGUCUACCGGUGGCAGGUUGUUGCUCCGACCACUAGCAAUGAUCUGUUCAUGAGGCUGCACUUCUCUCACCCUAUAACAACGCAAUUGGAACAGGGGAGCAAUGGUACUGCCUCCUUUCAGGUGUCCAUUCAGGCACUGUACCUGGGGAAAGCUGAUGAUGUGGUUUCCUUAUUGAGCAAGGAUUUCCCUGAACUGGGUCUGAAGAGGCAGGAUUGUACGGAAAUGAGCUGGAUUGAGUCGGUGUUGUGGUAUGCAAGUCUGAACUAUCGGAGUUCUCCAAAGGUACUGCUCGAUAGGAAAGUGGUUCGAUCCCCCAACGACACGAAUUCGGCCAAGAGGAAAUCGGAUUUCGUGGUGAAUCCGGUGAGCAGAGAAGGGUUAGGCGACAUUUUGAAGCGGGUGGCUGGGCAAUUGCAAUUCAGCAUGGCGUUUAGUCCACACGGUGGAGAAAUGAGCGAGAUUCCGGCUUCGAGCAGUCCAUUUCCACAUCGAGCUGGGAACUUGUACAAGAUCGAGUACGUGGGGAACUGGAACGAAGCAGGGGAGAAGGCUGAGAGAGCUGUGAUGACCCAGUUGAGAAGGAUGUACAGUUUUAUGGCUCCGUUGGUGUCGAAGAACCCCAGAAGAGCGUAUUUGAACUACAGGGAUCUUGAUAUUGGGAAGAUGAGUCAUGGCAAAGGAUACCGUAGCUAUGAAGAAGGGAAAGUGUAUGGGAUGAAGUACUUCCAUGGGAAUUUUGAUAGAUUGGUGAAGGUGAAAACUGAAGUUGACCCUGCUAACUUCUUUAGGGAUGAGCAGAGCAUUCCAACUCUUCCCAUGAAGCUUUGA
Linum tenue is the source of this 1659-nucleotide messenger RNA. The record is from the annotation of a GenBank genome assembly. NCBI's taxonomy places the organism in Eukaryota, Viridiplantae, Streptophyta, Magnoliopsida, Malpighiales, Linaceae.